Molecule: messenger RNA, 2805 nt
Organism: Anisakis simplex (herring worm)
Lineage: Eukaryota; Metazoa; Nematoda; Chromadorea; Rhabditida; Anisakidae
Source: the annotation of a GenBank genome assembly
AUGAAAACGAGGAUGGGCCAAAUGGUCCUCUUGUUAUUUUUGAUCGGUGUUUUCGGCGUAUAUUUAACAGAUGCCUCCUUAGCUGCGCUGUCAAUUGAUUUCGGAUCACAGUAUAUGAAGAUCGCACUAGUGAAACCUGGAGUACCCAUGGAGAUCGUUUUGAAUAAAGAAUCCAGAAGGAAAACGCCAAACCUGGUGGCAUUCAGAAACGGAGAACGAUUUUUCGGUGAUGCGGCUCUUGCGACUUCAGUGAAGUAUCCACACAGUGCUUGUGGAUUUCUGUUGGAUAUUCUCGGGAAAAAGUUUGAUAAUCAAAUCGUCUCACUGUAUAAGCGAAGGUUCCCUCAUCUAAAUAUAACAGCUGAUGAAGAAAGAGGAACAGUACAGUUUGUAAUUGUGGAAAUGCUGAUAGCAAUGGUGUUGUCGUAUGCGCGCAAAACGGCCGAAGAUUUCGCCGAGCAACCGAUACGCGAUGCGAUCAUCACUGUUCCUGCAUACUUUAAUCAAGCGGAGAGACUGGCAAUGGUUGCAGCUGCAGAAAUGGCUGGAAUUAAUCUCCUUCAGCUAAUGAAUGCGCACUCAGCAGCUGCUCUGAACUAUGGUGUUUUCCGAAUAAAGGAAAUCAAAGAACAGGAUCAAACUAUGUUGAUUUAUGACAUGGGUGCAUCCAAAACUACAGCAGCUAUUGUUAGCUACAAUCUUGAAAAAGAUAAACAUUCCAGUGAGAAGAAUCCACGCUUGAGGACACUUGGAUUUGGAUUCGAUCGUACGCUAGGUGGUCUUGAGAUAACACUUCGUUUACGCGAUCAUCUCGUUCAAGAGUUCAGAAAAACAAUCAAAACAAAGAAAGAUAUUGCCACAAACCAGCGAGCAAUGGCUAAAAUGCUCAAGGAAGCCGAACGACUCAAACAGGUAUUAUCUGCAAAUGCAGAUCAUUUUGCACAAGUUGAAAGUAUUCACGAAGAUCACGAUUUCAAAGUUCGUGUAACUCGUGCUCAGCUUGAAGAUAUGAUGACUGAUUUAGAGCCGAGAAUGAUACAGCCAAUUAACGAUGCGCUGAAAAUGGCUGAAAUGGAUAUUGGUCAACUUGAUCAAGUUGUGUUGAUGGGCGCUGGUACGAGAGUGCCUAGGGUGAAGGCCGUCUUGCAACAGUUUCUCGAAAAUAAAGAAUUGGGUAAUUUUCUGAAUACGGAUGAAGCAAUAGCGAUGGGUGCUGUCUAUGAAUCGGCUCAUCUCAGUAAAGGUUUCAAAGUGAAAAGAUUCGAUGUUUAUGAUUUGCUCAUCUUUCCCAUUCAGGUUUUGGGAAUGUAUAAUUUUUGUUUGCCUACGUGCCACUUAGAAUUUGGAUCUCUAAAUGUGAGUGAUAUCGAAAUGACUGGUAUAGCUGAAGCAGUUCGAAAUGAAAUGGCUGAUGAGGGUACUACCUUGAAGAAAUUAGUAUGUGAAGAAGCGGGGAAUGUGUUGCAGGGUGUGAAGGUACGCUUCAGUAUGGAUGGCUCAGGCAUAGUUCAUGUGGAGGGUGCGGAAGUAGUUUUCGAGAAAACGCCCAAAGAGCAGUCUGCAUUCGCUUCAAUUGCUGGAAAGUUCGCUGGUUUCUUCUCAUCUCGAAAUGACGAUAAGGUGAAUGAGGAAGUGGAGAAUAAAAAAGAUGAGUCGAAAAAGGUUGACGAUGGGAGCAAAGAGAAUAAAAAGACUGAGGAAAAAGUGAGUAAAAAAGAAGAACAAACGAAUGAUAAAGAGAGGAAGAAAAGAGAAUCAAAAGAUGAGUCAGAAAAGACUGAGAAAUCGACAACCGAACCACCCGAAAAACCAGCGCAAGAAACAGUCAAUGAUAAGGCGAAGGAAACGGAAAGCAAAAAAGAAGAGAAACCAAAAACUGUGAAGAUCGCGCUGAAAUUGAAAGAAACAAGAUUGGAUUUGUUCGGACUUCCCAGUGAACGAAUGGCAUCUGCUAAAAAAUUGCUGAGCGACUUCGAUGAACGGGAGCACGCGAAAGAGGAACGUGAAGCGGCUCAAAACAACCUUGAAUCAUUGGUGUAUGAUACUGCUGAUAAGUUGGAGCAAUCCGAAUAUCAGAUGUUUUUCACGAACGAAGAGCAGACUGCUGUAUCUGAGCAGCUGAAAGUAGUGCGCACAUGGUUGGAGGAUGAAGCAGAUUUUAAAACAACCACUGAAGAGUUCGAAAGUAAGCGAAAAUCAAUUACCGACCUUCUGAAACCGAUCAAAUCUCGCAUGAAAGAGCACAAAGUUGAACGUCCUAUAGUAGUGAGUGAGCUGCUCUCACUUUUCAAUCAUACGGAACUGUUCUUAAAGAUGAGUGAAAACUUAACAGCAGCUAAUGUAUUUUCUGAAGUUGAAAUAACAACGUUAAACAAAGCAUUCAAUGAAACAAAGAUUUGGUGGAAUGAAAAAAAUGCGACGCAGUUAAAGUUGAAACCGAAUGAGCAACCAGCGUAUACAGUUCAAGAAGUUGUAGAAAAGAUGCGAAACUUGGAUCGUGAAGUGAAAUAUUUGCUGAAUAAGAUGAAAUUCGCAAAGCCGAAGACUGAAACUGUUGUGGAACCCAAAGGCAACACCACUAAUGAAACAGAUUCAGCGAAGCCCCCUGAGCAAACUGACAAUGAUUCUGCCGAAGGAGUUUCCCACUUAAAUGCGACUGAUGCGAAAGACGAGAAGUCUGCGACAAAAGAACCUGAGGUGACCACUACCGAGAACAUUACGGAGGAUCCAUCUGCACAAAAGGAAACCACGUCGGAAAAUGCUCCCGAUGAAGCUGAGAAAUCACAUGAUACGUCCGAAUUGUGA